Molecule: messenger RNA, 1547 nt
Organism: Pundamilia nyererei
Lineage: Eukaryota; Metazoa; Chordata; Actinopteri; Cichliformes; Cichlidae
Gene: pim2
Product: Pim-2 proto-oncogene, serine/threonine kinase
Exons: 7
Coding region: 490-1428 (312 amino acids)
Biological process (GO): protein autophosphorylation; negative regulation of apoptotic process
Cellular component (GO): cytoplasm
Molecular function (GO): protein serine/threonine kinase activity; ATP binding
Source: RefSeq, a predicted model, not a curated record
AACCGCCCCGCUCUUUCCCGUCAAGAUAUCAGCGCGCGCUUCCUCCGAUAGUUCGUUGAAACACAUUCUACGAAUUCUUCUCGCGGGAUUUGAAUAUUCAUGAAGGCGCGACUUGAAUGUAGCCGGUUCAAAACAUUGAGCACACGGCUCCGCUGAUUGACACGGCUGAUUGGACAGUGAGGGCGUAGUGGGCGGGGCUGCGUUAGAUAGCUUUAAAUAAGGAACAAAACACUGUAGUAGAGCAGCGAAGGCGGUCAACAGAGAUGGAGCGGGUUACCAGGGUUUUGACUCUUCUGUGAACGCGUUUCCACCGCAUUAACCAGGAGUAAAUAUAUUUAAAGGACUUUUUCUUUGACUUUUCUGGGAUUUUAAAAGCAUAACGCUUUAAUCGGUUAAAGACGGAAACUCAUCAUUAAAAAUCUGAAGAGCUAUUCCGCCCACAGAAGAAUGGACUUUUAUUAACUUCAACUAGACGGAACACUUUAUAAAAUGCUGGAUAAGAGAGCCAUGGAGUUCGACUUGGAGGAAGAAGUCCGAGGAAAGAACGUGAAGGAGCCCUUCCUCAGUCAGUAUCGCUGCGGUCCUCUCCUCGGCAGCGGAGGUUUCGGCUCCGUGUUUUCAGGCCAGAGGCUCUCCGAUGGACUACAGGUUGCCAUUAAGCAAAUUGCCGUUGACAGAGUUCAAAAGUGGACCAGACUGCCAGAUGAGGUCAAUCCUGUUCCGAUGGAGAUUGCUCUGCUGCAGCAGCUGUCAGAGGACGGAGGCCACCCUGGGGUCAUCCGCAUGCUGGACUGGUUCGAGGUGGAGGGGCGGGGCUUCCUGCUGGUGAUGGAGAGGCCGCCGCACUGCCAGGAUUUGUUCGACUUCAUCACGGAGAGAGGAGCGCUGUCAGAAAGCCUCGCACUCAGGAUUUUCCAUCAGGUGGUCGAAGCGCUUCGAUUCAUUCACUCCCGCGGUGUCGUGCACCUGGACAUCAAAGACGAGAACAUAGUGAUAGACACGAAAACGAUGGAUAUCAAGAUCAUAGACUUCGGGUCGGGGGCGGUGCUUAAGGACACGCCGUACAGAGAGUUUCAAGGAACUCGGGUCUACAGCCCCCCUGAGUGGAUCGCAUCGCAGUGCUACGAGGCCGUCCCCCUCACCGUCUGGUCUCUGGGGGUUCUGCUCUUUGACAUGGUCUGCGGCGACAUUCCCUUUGAGCACGACAUGGAGAUUUACAGAGCCUGCCCCAGUUUCACCAGGCGGGUGUCAAAAGGAUGCCAGUCUUUGAUUCGCUGGUGUCUGUCCUUCCAGCCGGAGGAUCGUCCCACUCUGGAGGAGAUUCUGUCGCAUCCCUGGAUGAAGGCAGGAAAUGACAAAGAGGAGGAGGAAGAGGAGAGGGGAGGCCUGCGUGAGGAGCACGGCUCCCUUCCCUGUCAAUCCCUUUGAAGUGUCAGGACUCUGGACUGUUAAGGACUUUAGGAUCGCCGAUUGGGCGCGUUCCUGAUCCGUUUCCUGUUUGUCACAUUAAACCUGGCGGCACCUUCGUCUGGAAGUUAUUUAUCUCA